Molecule: messenger RNA, 1593 nt
Organism: Photinus pyralis (common eastern firefly)
Lineage: Eukaryota; Metazoa; Arthropoda; Insecta; Coleoptera; Lampyridae
Product: zinc transporter 2-like
Exons: 7
Coding region: 342-1472 (376 amino acids)
Biological process (GO): zinc ion transmembrane transport; response to zinc ion
Cellular component (GO): plasma membrane
Molecular function (GO): zinc ion transmembrane transporter activity
Source: RefSeq, a predicted model, not a curated record
UGCUGAGAUCGGCAAUCUUUCCUGGAGAGAGUUAUAUUUUUUCCUUGAACAAGAAAACAGCUGUUCUAAACUGGGCUCUAUUUACAAUCCACUUUUGUGUCAAUUUUUGAGCUAAAAACAAACAGCACCAUGUAAAUUGAAUUAAAGUCUUCCUAAUUAAAUUAGAUAUUUUCAACACUUUCUAACUCCGUCAAGUAUAAAUACGAGAUCAACCGUGAAACGGACCACUUUUUCAGAAUAUAAAAUAAUGUGUAUAGGUUAUGUAACAAACUUUUAUUCACAAUGGUCUAAAAACACACUAUUCAAUCGUUUUACAAUACAGAACACUGUACUCGUCGAAAAUGGAUAUUUACUGUGACCACAGCCAUGAAAGUGAUUAUGAUGAUGAUAAAUUGCUGCUUGACGACGAAAACACGAAUCACGACUCGUGCAACAAGUGUCGGGCAAAGUUUACCUCUACAAGCGGCUUCGUUAAACCUGUAUUAAACGAUCGAGCUUCUGUUACAGUGGUCGAUGAUAUGAAUGUCGACUUGCCACAGUUGAUGAACGGUCACAGUACGGAGCUGCACGAUUUCCAUUGUCACAAAAGGGUCAAGGUUUACGAUGACCAAAAAGCUUGGAAAAAGCUAAUAUCUGUCUCUCUGUUGUGCUUCUUCUUUAUGUUAACUGAAUUAAUCGGCGGCUAUUUGGCAGGUUUUUUUGUAUCGUUGAUAUCGAUAUGGAUCGGUAAGAAGGCCCCGACCCGUGUCAUGACAUUUGGAUAUCAUCGGGCCGAAGUGCUAGGUGCCUUUCUUAGUGUGCUGGCGGUAUGGUUAUUAGCAGGAAUCUUCUGCGUGGUUGCUGUAGGUAGAUUGUUACAUAAAGAGUACGAGAUUGAUGUCGAUACUAUGUUAAUUGUCGCGUCAAUUGGUGUAGUAGUCAAUAUUUUAAUGGGAGCUGUGCUACAUGGUAUGUGCCAUACUCACUCGCAUACCGGAGCAGUACACGCCCAUCACGGCGAAAAUAUAAAUGUACGCGCCGCCGCUGCACAUAUCAUAGGAGACUUACUUCAAAGCAUAGGCGUGUUGAUAGCGGCAGUUAUAAUUAAAGUAUUUCCGAAUGCGCAAGUCGCCGAUCCUAUUUGCACUUUACUAUUCUCCGUAAUAGUAGUAUACGCCACACUGAGAGUAGCUCAUGAUGCAAUCAAAAUUUUAUUGGAAGCGAGUCCGAAACACGCUGGCGACCUCAAAAUGCAGUUUACCAAAAUAUCAAGUGUUAAGCAUGUGCAUGAGGUGCACGUAUGGUCUCUUGCUCCCGGUAAAGAGGCGGUUACAGUACACUUGGCCGUUGAUCAAGACUGUGAUAGAGACUUCGUACUUAAACAAGCAACGUGCAUUAUACGAAAUGAAUUAAAUGCGGUCAGCUGUACAAUUCAAAUAGAAAAGUAUAAUCAAGAAUUAAUUCAACUGUGUAGCGAUUGUCAGAACCUUUAAUUACGAGAUUUAUGUUUGUGCGUUUGUUAAUCUUAUAAUAUGUAACAGUUUCGUUAUACGGAUUGAAGCUCUUGCAGCACAAAUUUAUUUGUGAUACUCUGUCAAUAAUGAUAUUCACAUC